AUAUAAAACAUUUUCGCGGCGCACUCGCCCUUUGUGAUAAUGUCGGCUGAUUAUGAAGAGAGAUCCAGAGACAAUGGCCCGGAGGGGAUGGAGCCCGAUGGCAUCAUUGAGAGCAACUGGAAUGAGAUCGUGGACAGCUUCGAUGAGAUGAGCCUGCGUGAAACUCUUCUCCGAGGGAUUUAUGCCUAUGGUUUUGAGAAGCCUUCCGCCAUUCAACAGAGGGCCAUCCUCCCUUGCAUCAAGGGUUAUGAUGUCAUCGCACAGGCUCAGUCCGGUACAGGGAAGACCGCUACAUUUGCCAUCUCCAUCCUGCAGCAGAUUGAUGUUGAGGCAAAGUCGACUCAGGCCCUGGUCCUCGCCCCUACUCGGGAGCUGGCUCAGCAAAUCCAGAAGGUGAUCCUGGCCCUGGGUGACUACAUGGGCGCCUCAUGCCAUGCCUGUAUCGGCGGCACCAACGUCCGCAACGAGGUGACCAAGCUCCAGGCUGAGGCCCCUCAUAUAGUGGUGGGCACCCCCGGCCGUGUGUUUGACAUGCUGAACCGCAAGUUCCUCGCCUCCAAGAACAUCAAGAUGUUUGUCCUUGAUGAGGCUGAUGAGAUGUUGAGCAGAGGUUUCAAGGAUCAGAUCUAUGAGAUCUUCCAGAAGCUCGACACCAGCACGCAGGUGGUGCUCCUGUCGGCUACCAUGCCCCAGGAUGUGCUGGAGGUCACCAAGAAGUUCAUGCGUGAUCCCAUCCGCAUCCUGGUGAAGAAGGAGGAGCUGACCCUGGAGGGAAUCCGGCAGUUCUACAUCAACGUUGAGAAAGAGGAGUGGAAGCUGGACACCCUGUGUGACCUGUACGAGACCCUGACCAUCACUCAGGCUGUCAUCUUCAUCAACACCCGUAGAAAGGUGGACUGGCUGACCGAGAAGAUGCAAUCCAGGGACUUCACCGUCUCUGCCUUGCACGGUGACAUGGACCAGAAGGAAAGGGACCUGAUCAUGAGGGAGUUCCGUUCAGGGUCCAGUCGGGUCCUUAUCACCACAGAUCUGCUGGCCCGAGGAAUAGAUGUCCAACAAGUGUCUUUGGUGAUCAACUAUGACCUCCCCACCAACCGUGAGAACUACAUCCACAGGAUUGGCAGAGGAGGCCGUUUUGGCAGGAAAGGCGUGGCUAUCAACAUGGUAACCGAGGACGACAAGAGAACUCUCCGGGAUAUCGAGACCUUCUACAACACCACGGUGGAGGAGAUGCCCCUGAAUGUGGCCGACCUCAUCUAAAGAGCCCCUCUCUGAGGUCAUCUAAAAGAGCCCUCUCUGAGGUCAUCUAAAAGAGCUCUCUCUGAGGUCAUCUAUACCCCCCCACCCUACCCCCCAUCAUAGCCCUCUAUCUUCAUUCUAGACAAACUCCUUCAACCACUCCAUGUAUCCCAAUUUUGCACUCUUAAAUGGGGCAGGGGAACCCUCCGUUUCCUUCCUCUUCCAUGCCCUGUGCUGCCCCUCAGGCCUCAUCCGUAUUGAUAGGGCUACAGGAAAGGGAACCAUCCCUCAAGUAAUCCCCUUUCCCGCUUUGCUUGAUAAAAAGAAUUUGUCAUGUAUGUUUACUCGAGGACAAAUUCAUUCUUUUCUCUAGCCGUGUUCUUUAAAUAAAUUAAGAAAACAGGCUUUUGAGUCGUCACAGUGACUGCUGUUACUGUAGCUGCUUCUGCCCCUGAACCAUCUUAUACACUAUGAUACACAUGCCGCAGGAAUGUUUUUAAGGUUGACGUGGUGUUCUCGUCUUCAUUCAAGUGGUCGUACAGUAUUAAAACUAAUGUGAACUAUGUGAAAGAAAUCCUAGAUUCAAAUUUCGAGGUCAUUAUUCUGUACUCGAUAUUCACACCUGUAGGGAGACUGACACAGCAGGGGGUAUUGGGAGUUUUGCUUUGGGUGCAAAGAUAUUCAAUUGGACUCUACAACAGCUCCAUUCAUAUCAUUCUGGUCAAAUCAUUUUAUUUAUUUUCCACCCUUUUUAUUGACAUCUUGGUUUAAUUUUACAACUUCAGGGAGGGGGGGAUGACUUCAAUAAAGUUACCAAAUAAAUCAUG
Messenger RNA from Hypomesus transpacificus, 2066 nucleotides. It is a transcript of the gene eif4a1b, whose product is annotated as eukaryotic translation initiation factor 4A1B. The transcript is spliced from 11 exons. Gene Ontology annotation, molecular function: RNA helicase activity; translation initiation factor activity; ATP binding. Gene Ontology annotation, biological process: cytoplasmic translational initiation. Bases 40 to 1260 code for a protein of 406 amino acids. The record is from RefSeq and is a predicted model, not a curated record. Gene Ontology annotation, cellular component: cytoplasmic stress granule. Lineage: Eukaryota; Metazoa; Chordata; Actinopteri; Osmeriformes; Osmeridae.